Protopolystoma xenopodis is the source of this 1044-nucleotide messenger RNA. The record is from the annotation of a GenBank genome assembly. Lineage: Eukaryota; Metazoa; Platyhelminthes; Monogenea; Polystomatidea; Polystomatidae.
ACGAUAUGGGGCUCUUAUUGGUUCAAUGGCCAGUGGGGAUAUAAAUGCUGUGGAUCUCUGAUCAAGGAUUCAUAUUGCACUAGCCCUAAAAACCACGAAAAGGGGUCUGCCGCACCAGCUAGUCUUAUAGCUGGGAGCGUCAAUGGAAGCGGAGGUCCCGGUCUGGGUGCUUGUUCAACAGGCAAUUCCACAAACUGCUCUUCCUCCAUGGCUGCAUCUGGCGCUGGCAGUGGUAUUAAUUCAUCAUCUCACGCUCAUCACCUUACAGGAGUUGCCAUCAUGCCAGAGCUGCCGCCUAACCCACAGAACUUAGCGAGCCAGCCAUUGCCUGUGAAGAGUUCUGCACCCUGGCAACGUGAGGAACAGGAGGAGCGAGAACGUCGUGAGAAAUUGACCCGGGCAGAACGUAAGCGGGAAUCGACUAAGCAUAAGCGGCGUCACCGCAAGCACAAGCGCCACAGCAGCUCCAGUGAUUUGUCUUCAAGUCCAAGCCACUCUGACUUGGAUUUAGAUGCGGACCAAGGGCAUUCUCAGGAGGCGAUGUCUCCUGAUCUCGAAAACAUAGUAGACCCAACCGAAGAGAGAAUGGAGUUAACGCAUGACCCCAACACAGAAAAGGAGCAUAUCAGAAUGGAAGCUCGCCGGGAAGCAUUGCGUAGUAAGCGAGCAGCCAAAAAGUCUAAGGCUAGGCUACGUCGUCAGGAGGGGAGAAAGCAUGGUAAAAGCCAUCAUCGGCGGAGUCGAAGCCGUUCACUGUCGUCAUCCAGUGAUGAAGGUAGGGCCAACGCUUCUUCGGCAAUUGAGACUGAAGAAGAACUUCGUGAGCGUCGAGUCCGCGAAGCCAUUCAGAAAGAGAAAGAACGCUUACUGGAAGUCGAUCGUCUGUUAGCUUUAGAUGAACGUAAAAGGCCAUACAAUUGGCAACGGGAAAGGAAUUCUUCUGGGAAAGCUGUUUUUGCACCGACAGAUGAAGAAAUGGAGGCAUAUUACAGGACCCGAGUCAACCAAGACGAUCCAAUGGCAGAAUUCAUCAACAAGUCUUAG